AUGAACAACGAUCCACCCCUAUCCCCAAGUAGAGAACUAUACUCCCCUAUCAAGUACCCAUUACCACCCUCGCCUUCACCAUGGCGUCGAGCCCUAUCUCUCGUCGCCGUGCCUUCCAUCCAUCGUACAACCUCUGCAUUCGGAAGUCGAAGGGAUAAAGAUAAGGAGAAACGAAGACAAUCAUUGUUUCUCAAUGGACCUGGUACAAGCAACCACGAUGGGAAUUUGACAGAUGGUGAAGACGUCCGAAUCAGAAAGCCUACAAAUACUCCUAUUCCAGGUCCUCCAGAAACUGUUGACCCUUUUCCUGAAGAUCAUUCAAUAUCAUAUGAUCGAUCUACGCCCCAGCUUCAACACAAACCGACGAGAUCGAUGAGUUUGCCAGUCUCAAGUGGUGAAACGGAUUUAUCAAUGAUCAACCAUUAUCCAAAUUCAUCAAUUACCAGUUUGGAUCAAUCGGUUGAUACUUCUGUUCCUCAUGCUGAGUUCUUCUCCGCAUAUGAUGAGACUCCGACAGGUAUAUCUCAAUCCCAAUCGCAGUCGAGAUUGGGAUCAGGAUCAGAAUUAGAAUCACACUCGCCGUCGACGAAUUCUAUCCCUUCCGUCGUGCAGGAAUCACAUACCGACCAACAGCAAGUACAUGAAUGA
Molecule: messenger RNA, 648 nt
Organism: Kwoniella botswanensis
Lineage: Eukaryota; Fungi; Basidiomycota; Tremellomycetes; Tremellales; Cryptococcaceae
Exons: 1
Coding region: 1-648 (215 amino acids)
Source: RefSeq, a predicted model, not a curated record